Helobdella robusta is the source of this 399-nucleotide messenger RNA. RefSeq lists its product as hypothetical. The transcript has 4 exons. Bases 1 to 399 code for a protein of 132 amino acids. The record is from RefSeq and is a predicted model, not a curated record. Lineage: Eukaryota; Metazoa; Annelida; Clitellata; Rhynchobdellida; Glossiphoniidae.
AUGUCAUUUUUUAAAUCAGUGGCUGGCCUUCUGAGUGACAUAACACAGAAAGUCACUGGAGCUUCUCCACCAUUUCAAGUCUCAGAAAUUUCCCCAUCUUAUUACCAAAAUUUCAGUCUGAUCACAGAUGACGAAACAUUCAAAUUGUACCAGGAGAAGAAGGUCUACAAGGCAGUUUUGUGCCCUCUUAAUUCCAAGAAACAUUUCCUGAUAUUCGUUCUUCCCACUUAUGAAGAGGCCAGAGAGGCAUUCAAUCUGCUAUCCUACAGACUGCAAGUACUGAUGCAAUGUAUGAAUUUGGUGAACGUCCAGCAGAUACAGAAGAUAUCUGACAUAACGAGGGAACACCCUGGUAGAGACCACCAAUAUGGAAUUUUUUGUGACAGAAACAUUGCCUAA